UGACGCAGUGCGCCUAGUGCAAGAUCCUCUCUGAGAGAACGAGAGUUCAAUUCGAGCAUAGCUGAGCAAAAUUCUAAGAAUCUCACGACCGAAAAGAAGUUUGUCAUUGGCGUGGACUUUGGAACCACCUUCACAUCUGUAUCCUAUUUCUUCCACCCUAUCAAUGAACGGCAUCUUCGAGCUUUCCCGGAACAACUUUUGAGCAUUAAAAACUGGCCAGAUGAUUUGAGUAGUGGUAAUGCUGGGGGAACUCGCCCUCAAGUACCUUCCGAGACAUGGCAUUCACCGAUUUCUUUGUCUAGGGAGGCGCCCCAGGACACCGACGAUCAGGAUGGAACAUUGGAUGAAUUCGUAUAUGCUGACAAAAGUCACUCUUUGACUUUCGUUAAAAACGCAAAUCCCGAGUCGAGUGGAGACGAGUCCUCGGAGUUUCUCUGGGGUUACCAGGUGCAUCAUCAGCAGUACAGAGAAAAUAUCUCCCGGAAUACUGGGACUAGAGUCAAGAGAUCCAAGUUACACCUGGUUCCUACAGCUUACACACAUGACGAUCGUGUUGAGCUACUUCGUAGUAUGGAGAUUCUGAUCGAUAACGGAAUUAUUCGCAAACAUGGUUCGAAAGAUAAUCCUGAUGUCAGGGAUGUCCUCGAUAUAUUUACAGACUUUCUAGUGAAAGUCCUCAAUCAUACCAAAGAGCAGCUCAUUCAACUCCACAACUUUUCUAGUCAGUCUAUCGUCGAGUUUGCCUUGACUGUACCAACGAUCUGGAGUCCUAAUGUGUCUCGAAUUCUUCAAACUGCACUACAAACCGCCGCAAGGCUUGUCAAAUUCGGAAACAUUUCAACAAAGAAAGUCGGCAUACCAUAUAUUGUGUCGGAACCAGAAGCGGCUGCAAUUUAUAUGCUGGCAGGGAAUUCCUCAGUACAUCCCAGAGAAACUUUCAUUAUAGCAGAUUGUGGGGGUGGCACUGUCGACAUUAUCACAUAUGAGAUUGGCACAGAGCAUCCUCUGAGAUUGAGCGAGGAAAAAGUUACACCAGGAGGUGAUAACUGUGGAAGUAAUUAUCUCAAUGAGAACUGGAAAAAUAUGCUUCUCAACAAAUUAAAAGAUGAAAGUUAUCUACUCAAUAUGUGGCCGGCUGGCGAAUCCUUGGAAUCAAUUGUCAAUCGUUUCAUUCCGAAUUUUGAGAAUGAUCAUAAGAGACGCAAAGAUUUAACCUCUCUUUUCGGACUAAAAACUCGUCUCCAUCUUCCUGGGCUGAAGGAAAACGCAGAGAAAAGAUUCGAUGAUGGUCACAUCGUUAUCAUAAACUUCGGUUACGGAAAUAGACAAGAUUGGGAAGAACUAUUCAAUCCUCUUCUGGAGCGGGUAAAGAAGCUAUUGCAUGCCCAGUUAUUCACUGCACUUGAAAAAGGCCUAAAAGUCAAGAAAGUAUUCUUACUUAGAAGAUUUGGAGCAUCUCCAUCCCUGAGGUCUUAUCUUCGAAACCAUUUAAGAGAGAUGUCAAAUAAACCCGAGGUUGGUUAUGAUAUUGAGUUAGUGACAGGAAACGAUGCCUCUGGAUAUCCAGUCACAGCGGUAUCUUGUGGUGCCGUCCUAGCUGCCUUGAACAAGAAUAACGGUCCAGCACGAAGGGCCCAGUCUAGCUACGGAAUAUUCCGCAAAGAGCUUUAUCAACCGACGGUACUAGGAUUUGAGGCACAUAGGAACUGCACUGCUAGAAACUGCUCAAUUGAAAAUCAAGAUUAUCUCUAUGUUGUGAACUAUUUUGUUUUCAAAGACUCACUUAUCCCACCUAGACAUCGAUUUGAGCCUUGGAUAUCAAUUCACGCCUUUCCUGAGGAAUAUGAAACCUGGAUCUGUGAGGAAUUGAUCUAUGUCUCAGAUAGGACGAAAUGCUCAAAUAGCUGGUCGACUUGAAUUUGAGAUGACUUUUCUCAAAACUCAAAAAAAGAUACCCUUGGCAGAACGUCGUUAUGGGGAAAAAAAACUGGCCAAACCGCAUUAUUGUGUUGAGCUUGAGAUCUCUGCUGAAUUGAAUGGCAUGCCACUAGAAUAUUCUGCUAGAUAUCCACCUAGAGUUGGCGGAAAGAUCAUGAGUAGAGGACAAGUCUGUGUUUCCGCUGCGUUUGCACUUGGCUGUGCG
Messenger RNA from Botrytis byssoidea, 2143 nucleotides. RefSeq lists its product as uncharacterized. The transcript has 9 exons. The coding region runs from base 571 to 1917 and encodes 448 amino acids. The record is from RefSeq and is a predicted model, not a curated record. NCBI's taxonomy places the organism in Eukaryota, Fungi, Ascomycota, Leotiomycetes, Helotiales, Sclerotiniaceae.